Archocentrus centrarchus (flier cichlid) is the source of this 2197-nucleotide messenger RNA. RefSeq names its product seipin-like. Gene Ontology annotation, biological process: lipid storage; lipid droplet organization. The transcript is spliced from 10 exons. Lineage: Eukaryota; Metazoa; Chordata; Actinopteri; Cichliformes; Cichlidae. The record is from RefSeq and is a predicted model, not a curated record. Gene Ontology annotation, cellular component: endoplasmic reticulum membrane. Bases 89 to 1132 code for a protein of 347 amino acids.
UGUCAAGCCUGGACCGACAAACUUCAGGGGAAAAAGAAGAAGAAGUUUCCCAGCAGCUCAUAGUCGGCCAACAGUAACAAGAGAUUUAAUGGAUCAACGAAGCGACUUGCGUUCGGAAGAUGAUGCAGAACCAUCAAUCCUCAUUGGUCGGGCGCUGGUGAAGUUCCAGUACGCUGUACUUGUGGCGAUGACACGGGCUCGUCAGAGAUUCGUGCAAGUCUUCAUCGUGUUCUCUUUUGUCUUUCUGCUCCUGUGGCUUGCUGCAUUUCUAUACGGAACGUUCUACUACUCUUACAUGCCCAAGGCGACUUUUUCUGCACCUGUACACUACUACUACAGGACAGACUGUGAAUCUCCAGCUUCGUUUAUGUGCUCUCAUCCUCUGGCAAACAUCUCUCUGAUGAGAAACAAAAAACAUGCGCUGACAUUUGGCCAGCCCUAUCGGAUGUCUUUGCAGCUGGAGAUGCCCGAUUCCCCAGCCAAUCAGGAGCUGGGGAUGUUUAUGAUCAAAACAACCUGUUUCUCUCAGGAUGGAGAGCAAGUGGCCUCCUCUGCUCGCUCUGGAAGACAACAGCUAUCUGCCUCCAGCUCUCGCUUUAGCAUACUGCGAUACCGUUCAGACCUGCUGAGGACGCUGGGAACGCUGCUGUUCCUCCCAGCCUUUUUGACAGGAGCAGCUGAGCAGAAACAAGUGCUGGAGGUGGAGCUCUUCUCAGACUUCACAGACAACCCGUAUUCUCCCUCGGUCACAGCUGUCAUUGAGAUCCUAUCCAGCAAGGUGCAGAUAUAUUCAUCUCACCUCUACAUUCAUGCCCAUUUCACUGGCAUCAGAUACUUGCUGUACCACUUCCCUGUCAUAUCAGCCCUGGUGGGCGUGUGCAGUAACUUCUUCUUCCUCAGCUUCAUCUUUGUCCUCAGCUACAUGAGACUGCUGUUGCAAGUGGAACCACAGCAGUACAAAGCAAAUAGGACGGAGGAGAACAACAAGCUAGAGGAUGAAAAAGAUGUUCCCGCAGGCAAUGCAGAACUGCUGGGUCCCUCCCACACAAACCCCACAGACUGGAGCCUGGAGGAGCACCAUGUUAACAAUGGCAAUGGCACAGAGCAGCAAAACAGAGACACAAGUGGUUAGGGAGAAAUAAAUGAAACAGAAGCUGCCUGAGGUGAUUGAUAAAGGAGGUGGAGAACGUGUGGAGAACAUAUUGUGUUGUUAAGAUAAAGGCCAAAAUAUGGUUAAAAAUGAUAAUCAAUUUUAGGUAAAAGCCACAAAAAAACACUGUCAUUAUAAGAAAAGCAGGGUCAAGUAUCAUUUCUUGGGAAUAUCUUAGACUGAAAAAAAAGAGACUUUUUUAAUGUACGCCAGCUAAAAUAAGGCACUUAUAAAUGUCUUUAAAUGCAAAACAAAACAGACAAAAGUCUGGAGACAAAGUUAGAGAGGCAAGACUGAGAUGGUUUGGACAUGUGCAAAGGAGGGAAGGCAGAUAUACUGGAUAAAGGAAGCUGAAUAUGGAGCUGCCAGGCAGGAGGAAAAUAGGGCGACCAAAGAGAAGGUUCAUGAAUGUAGUGAAGGAGGAGAUGCAGAGUGUUGGCGCAACAAAAGAAGAUGCAAGGAUAGGGUGGAGGCAGAUGAUCUGCUCAGGUGACCCCUAAAGGAAGCAGCUGAAAAAAGAAGUUACCUCUAUAUUUCAGUGGCAGAUUAAUGCAAGUCUAUCAUGUUAUAAAUGGUUACUUUACAAUUAGAAACAAUAUUUUUCAAAUAUGUUAGUCAUCUGAAGACUGCUUUUCUUAGUACAAGUAAUACAUUUGGCUGAUUGAGUGCAUGAAGCAUUGCCUUAAAGGCUUAAAAUGGCUUAAAUUGUUCUAAGAAAUGAAGACUAUUACAUGCAGAAAAUCAAAAUCAGUGAUGCUUUCAUACACUGGUGUGUGCAACUCCUUUCACAGAACAGCUUAAACGGGCUCUAACCAGAACUGAAACGAUGUGGGAAACUCCAGUGUCCAACUGUAAGAGUAAGAGGAAACAAGAAAAGCUAGUCCACGCACCAGCAAAAAGUUCCUGGAUAAUAAAUAUAAAUUUAAUACAAAGACCUUAAUAAGAGUAACAUUUCCGGCUACAGCUGCCCUUCCUCAGACAUAACAGCAUUACCGGUGUUGUGCCAAAAAGUGAUCGUCUGCCAAAAAGUGAUUGCCAGAAAAUGAU